AUGUCUGCUCCUCCCCCACCCGCAAACGGCUCCGCUUCGAGCAACGGACACAGCCAGCCAUCGCUCGUAGACGUCGCCAUCAUCGGCGCAGGACCAGCAGGAUGCAUGGCGGCGGACGUCCUCUCGCGCUUCUCGGCCCGCGGGCUGACCGUGCGAGUAUUCGACAAGCGCAGUGCAAAGCUCGACAACGGACAAGCCGAUGGACUCAACUCGCGCACGCUCGAGAUCUUCGAGAGUCUCGGCUUCAUCGAGAACAUCGAGAAGGAGGGCUCGCGGAUGAGCGAGAUCAACUUCUGGAACCCGUGCCACGAGACUGGCAGGCUCAUCCGGACAGCCAAGAUUCCCGACACGAUCCCCGGACUCUCCCGCUUCCAGCAGACCAUCUUGCAUCAAGGCCGUGUCGAAGCGAACUUGCUCGAGGAUGCUCUCAAACACUCAAACGGCACCAUCGCCCCGGAGCGCUCAAUGCUGCCCGAAUCCCUCUCCAUCGACGAGUCGCUCGUGACAGACCACGAUUCUCACCCUAUCACCCUCCAAGUCCGCCACCUGUCCGAGGACGAGUCGAACCCUGAUGCGUACAAGGGUGACGAGAAGGGCGUCAGGAGCGGGUUGUUCAGGAGUUCGUUGUUGUCGGCUGCGGAGGAAGAGGCGCUCUACAAGAAGGGCGAGAAGGCCCAGCGCGUCGAGACCGUCAAGGCCCGUUACCUCAUCGGCUGCGACGGCGCACACUCCUGGACCCGUCGCCAACUCGGCGUCAAGAUGCUCGGUGACCAGACCAACUUCGUUUGGGGUGUGCUCGACCUCGUUCCUCGCACCAACUUCCCCGACAUCCGCAUGCGCUGCGCGAUCCACUCCGCCAACGCCGGCUCUAUCAUGAUCAUCCCUCAAGAGCGCGAUCUCGUCCGCCUGUACAUCCAGCUCCCGAUCCAGGUCAAGCCGGGAGCCUACCUUGAUAAGUCCAAGGUCACGCCCGACUCGAUCCUCGACACGGCGAGGAAGAUCUUGCACCCUUACACGCUUGACUACGAGCACAUCGACUGGUUCACUGGCUAUCACAUCGGCCAGCGCCUCACCGAGUCGUUCGGCGCUCACAACCGCGUUUUCCUCGCCGGCGACGCCUGCCACACCCACUCGCCCAAAGCGGGCCAGGGCAUGAACACGUCGAUGCAGGACACUUGGAACUUGUGCUGGAAGCUCGGCUCCGUGGCGACCGGUCUCGCCAAGCCCGAACUCCUCCAGACCUACUCGGACGAACGCCAGGUCGUCGCCAAGACCCUCAUCGACUUUGACACCAAGUUCUCCAAGCUCUUCUCCGGCAAGCCCGCUAGCGCAACGGAUGUUGACGAGGGCGUCGACUUGAAGGAGUUCAAGGAUGUGUUCGCGACUGGCAACCUCUUCGCGGCCGGCAUGUCGAUCAACUACGCCGACUCGAUCGUCGUCGGCAAGGACGGCUCGCGCGGCGCCGUUACAUCAAAGCAGCACCUCGCCUCGAAGCUUCCGGUCGGCGAACGCUUCUACUCGGCGCAGGUCGUCAACCAGGCUUCCGCCACGGCCGACGAGCUCACGACCCGCAUCCCUUUCACCGGCGCCUUCCGCCUGCUCGUCUUCCCUGGCGAUAUCUCCAAGCCCGCGGCGAAGGAGCGGUUGCAGAAGCUCGCCGACUACCUCGACUCGCCGGAGAGCGUUGUCAGCAAGUACACGCCCGGCGACUUGCCGCGGUGGGCCGUCAUCGACCCUGUCACUAUUCACUGCGCCGAGCGAACGGAGGUCGAACUUUACGACUUCCCUCAGCCGUCGAUCUUCCACCCUCACAACUACAAGCGUAUCUACUGCGACGGACCAUCGCACCACCGCGGCGAUGGCAAGGCGUACGAGACGUACGGCAUCUCGAAGGAGGAGGGCGCGAUCGUCGUCGUCCGACCUGACCAAUACACCGGCCUUGUCGUCGGUCUCGAGGACACCGACAUGCUCGACGCCUACUUCGCGCAGUUCAUGCAGCCCGCAAAGGACGGCGGCUACCCCGGCGCGAAGGUUACCAAGGUCCUCCCGCCCGACUGGUCCAAGGUCGCUCACCAGGAGAUCGCCAAGACCCUUGCCGUUGCCGAGGUAAACGCCAUCUGA
Rhodotorula toruloides NP11 is the source of this 2121-nucleotide messenger RNA. Its product is annotated as phenol 2-monooxygenase. Lineage: Eukaryota; Fungi; Basidiomycota; Microbotryomycetes; Sporidiobolales; Sporidiobolaceae. Bases 1 to 2121 code for a protein of 706 amino acids. Gene Ontology annotation, molecular function: FAD binding. The record is from RefSeq and is a predicted model, not a curated record. The transcript is spliced from 18 exons.